Messenger RNA from Rosa chinensis, 1068 nucleotides. RefSeq lists its product as uncharacterized. Gene Ontology annotation, molecular function: nucleic acid binding; zinc ion binding. The transcript is spliced from 2 exons. The record is from RefSeq and is a predicted model, not a curated record. Bases 1 to 1068 code for a protein of 355 amino acids. Lineage: Eukaryota; Viridiplantae; Streptophyta; Magnoliopsida; Rosales; Rosaceae.
AUGGAUCUUCAGGGAGACAGUGCUAAGGGUAGAGGCAGAUUUUUCCCUCUGAAGGAGUCUUACCGGAAAGAUGAAGUGCAAGCACCGCUUUUGAUGCAGCCUGUUCUGCCUGUUUUUGAGGGCAUUAAUACUACUCGCCUAUCAUGGUUGACUGGGGAAGUUACUAGAUUGGGAGCAGUCGCAUUUCAUGGUGGUACAGACUACAUGUUAGCUGAAUGUUGGAUUGAGAACAUGCAGACCUAUUUUAAGAUGAUUAUCUGUACUGACGUUGAGAGGUGGAUAGUAGCUACAUUUCUCCUCCAGGAUGAGGCAAAGCAGUGGUGGGAUUUUGUACUGAAGACAAAGGAUGUGGCCACCUUGACCUGGAGAUGUUUUGUUGGACUCUUUCGAGAUAAGUAUUUUCCGGCUUCUGCUAGAGAGCAAUUGGGGAUCGACUUUAUCUCACUAGUUCAAGGAACUAUGAGUGUCAGAGACUAUGAGGCUCGAUUUUCACAACUGUAUCGGUUUGUCUGGCCGAUGGAUGCAGAAAAGUUGGCUCGUAGGUUCGAACAAGGAUUGAACUAUGAGAUCAGGGAAAGGGUGAUUAUCCUUCGACUGCCUACUGUGGCAAUGAUAUUGGAUAGGGCUAUGGCAAUCGAGAGGGAACUCCAGGCUUCUCGGAGGGAGUCAUCAAUUGUAGGAGAUUUCCGAGGGAAGGGAAAGGCAAUUGCGGAAGGCAGUAAUGCACCAGGUACUCAGGAUGGGUCUCGGAAAAGACAGAAGACUUGUCAGCAGGCUCCGGUUGGUGUAGCCGCUGAACCUACUUGGAUUGCACCUGUUGGGCAAGCUGUGCCUUUGAGAUGUUUUAACUGCAACCAGUUGGGGCAUAUGGCUAGGAAUUGUGUGAAGCCGAAGUGCAGGAAAUGUUACAAGUGUGGGCUGAAGGGACAUGUUGUUCGGGAGUGUACCCAACCUAAAGUUAUGAGAGAGAGGACUCAUCAGCAGGCACCAGCUAUGGCUGCAGCUGCACCUGUGGGGCAGGUUUUACUUGUUGAUUUUAGUUUGACCUAUGAGUGUGGCAUGUUGUGA